AUGAACGCGUUCUUCACUACGCUUUGGGCUUUCGACAAUCUUGGCGUUUUCCUUGGCCUCAUUUUGAACUCACUAUUGUUUAUGGCGAUUGUAAAGACCACUGAUCAAAGAAUCCGGCAUUUCUCGUAUUUGGCACUCAGCAUGUCUGUAUCGGAUAUAUUCUACAGCCUUGUGGAAGGGGCUACUCAACAUGUAGGUUGAUGCAAACUAAAUUAUGAUUAUUUUUGAUUUUUUUGACGUUAAGGUAAAUUUAAUGCGAAAGAGGGGCAAUCGUAAAGAACCAAAAUUUGCGAUUUGUUUUAACGAACAACGGCAUCUUCAAAAGCUUCUUAGCUAGCGAAAUGCCAGAAAACCCCCUCCCAGCUUGCCAAUGUUAACAUAUUUUUUACUUUACACGCAAAUCUGACGAUAAAAUUGUAACCCAAACUUUUCAGCAACUUCUUAUAAGAAACGGAAUGUUUCUCGUAAUGCCCCAUGGAGUUGAGUCGUUUCUGGGCCCCUGGUCCUAUUCAGUAUUUAUGUGGCUUCAUUCCGCUGUUGUUAUGCAGUCACUGCUCAUCUUGCCGGCUCUGUGUCACUACCGGUAUAAGCUGAAAACAUUGUAUGUUUGAACGACAUAAAACCUUUUUCUCAUUUUAACGGCAUGCACAAAAUCAAGACGUUUUCAGUAAGGCCGGGACAGACAUGUUCAUUGUCAUUAGGAAUGUGGCAAUUUCCGCCUCUCUCAGCGUCGUCCUCGGUCUGUGCUUGGCGUGCGGAGUGGAACAAGCCAAACGCCGAGGCUACACGUAUUACCGGCGCUUUGUGAACCCUGAGUGGUUUGAUUCAGAUGGAAGCACUCUGUUCAAGUAUGCUUGUGAUAUGGUACGUGACAUGGCAGGGGUUUCUAUAUCAGUCUGCCAAGAACUUGCUUUUCUCUUCACCGGCACGUUUUGGCGCAUUAAUUCUUCGAAAUUGUGCGCAUUAUUUGUCGGUCUGUCGGGAAAAUAAUGUGGAUUUGUUGCAGAAAAAUGUCUCGACUCACAGUCGCGCACCAUUUCAGCCGUGACGGGCAGUCUUAAGGCGAUGACGGGCGAUUUCAAGGCGCAACAAAUCCACAUUAUUUUCCCGCCAGGCUGCAAUAGACCGAGUUUUUUUGCCUUUUUUUUAAUUCGCACUAUGCAACUCUUCGAACGCACUACGCAGUUUUGAAAAAGCGGAGCAAAAAUUAGAAACUCUUUCAAUAACUGUACGUAAUUUUAGCGUGAUUUGGGAACAGUGGUUUACUUUGCUGGCGGCUUUUUUCUUGCGAUCAUAGGUGUGAUCAUGGCGGGGUAUUACUCACUGAAAGCGUGGAAGACGGUUAACUCUCAAGACGCCAGUGAGAGAACGAAAGAGUUACAACGACAGUUUACAAGGACUUUGGUAGCGCAAGUAAGCUUUUAACAGCUUUUUUUUUUAUUAGUUUGUCGGGAAAAUAAUGUGGGAUUGCCCCAGGGAAAUCUCUCGCCUUUUCUGCGAUAAAUUUGACAGAUCCACAUUAUUUUCCCGACAGACUGAUAAGAGGUCAGUAGCUCCAAAUUUGUUUAGAAAAAUAUUUUAUUUUAAGACCAUCAACGCGGCCGUUUUUGCCAUCUUCCCGGCGACGGUAGCGUCGACCACGAUGCAAGGAGGAAUCGACGUCCACGCUGCUGGCGCUGUGGUCAUGUCGCAAGUGAGCUGGCUUCCUUCGGCCAACGCAUUGCUGGCGAUUUACCUGAUCAAGGCGUAUCGCCGAUACGUUCUCCAUGUACUUGGUAUACAUCGUCGGAAAAUUCAGGACGGACUGGCAGUAUCGACACUAAAGAACGCCCCACCUUAUUACCAUAACUACACGGGUCAGCAUUCGCGUUCUUAGAUUACAUAUAUGUAUUGAAAAGGUCGCAGAGAAUAAAGUUCUGCAGCAAGAAAAGCGAGUGGGAAGAGUGAAGGAAACAGUGACCUUCGUCCAGACGAUUGCUUUUAAUAGGUCGUUUAUUACACUACGAGCCGAAUAUCGUAUUCUACUUACAAGCAUUGAGCCACUUUUCUAAAACAAAAGUAGGUCUUUUGUGUGAGAACUGGCCGCAACCUCUAGCCUUUCGUAAUUAGGAGCUGUUUCAUGAUUUUGGGUGCAAUACCUGCACCCAAAGUGAUAAAAAACAAUCUGUUGUAAAGUGAAAAAAACUUUCUUGUUUUUGUGGGCCAACGAGUACAUACAAAAUUAAUGCAAAAGUCGGAAGUGGAGGUUGCAUUACGAGGGUCCUUCAAGAGCCUACUACUAGUUUGUAGCACUUUUUUAAACCUUUACAUAUACGUAUUAAAGAUAUGCAUGUUAAAUAGUCAAAUGCAUAUAGAGUCCAAAAUUAGAACAUAUGCUAUAACCAUCAGCAGAUUUUAGCGCCACAGAAGCGGUAAGAUCCAAGGAAAUUUGGCAGUUCGCGCCCUAACCGGGCCUAAUUUUUUUAUAUAUUUUUUCUGUAGAAAGCAUGAAAUCGAAAAACAAGCCCGUUUGCCACCCUAAUUACGGUAAACAUUAUAUAUCUUGUGUCGAUAAUGGAAUUGCAAUAACAAACAUUAUAGUAAAUUCCAUUUUGUCAACCUUGCUUAUACGAACAGGUGUGUUAACAAUAUGCCGACCAUUCCAUCCAAUUCGGUAUGGAAAUCUUAUAAAAAGCACCCUAACUUCACAAUCUUGUUUUCACUUUUGUCUUUGCAGCUGUAGUGGGGUAAAUCAUGCUGGCAAAUCAGUGGGAAAUUUGGCAUUUUCAACGGAAAAUUCUCAAUUCGGGAAAGUGACCAUUGCGCGUCAAACUUGGGUAAGCUAAAACGGUCUGGUGAAUGGAUUGUUAAUUCGUAAAAAAAUACGAGAAAAUCUUUGUGUCGGUGAAGGAAUGGUGAACUUUAUGGGCAGGAGAGUACGUUUUGCGCGUCUUUUCUUUGUCUUCUCUGUGAAAUCAAGACAAAAUGUAAAAAAACCGGUAGCGAAGGGUCUAUUACGGUCACCGUACCCCUCGUUUUGACGUGCAUUUGGCAACUUUAAACUUUGAAACAUUUUGCCUUUUUUCGAGAGUUCGCUUCGCUAUCCAAUCCUCACAAUAGCUCCAUUUGUAGUCGCCUUCAACCACCCGUGCACUUAAUUGGCCCUGAAAUAACGAUCUUAACCUUUGCAGAAGGACCGAAAUUUCGGCAUUUGUUUAAAAACGUCAUAUAUUAUGCGUUUCAAGGGUUGUACGGACCAGCUAACAGGGGAAGUACUCCAAGUGCGACGCUCAGAUUUUGAUGAAACUUGGCGCAAAGUUAGAAUAAUUUUUUUUAAGGUAUAUGCGAGAAUCCGAGCUGCAGAAACAACCAAGAUUUUUAGAUCGAAAGCCGGCGAAAACUUCGGAUUUUUUACCGAAUUUCAGCGCGAAAAGUUUCAUGCCUAUUUCAACCGUAAAGGAUAAUGUUUCUACAAAAAAUCAAAUUUUUCCGCAUGAAAAUGCUAAAGUUAUGGCCAAAAAACGCUUUUCUCUCUGACCGCUCUCCACGUUUAGCUUUGAGUACUUCCCCUGUAAGUCCAUAUCAGGUCGGCAGAGACCAAAAAUGAAGUUUUUGUAAGGACGGGAGAAAAAUUUGGCUAGAAAAAAAUUGGCUAGUCGACAAAAGAAAAACAUUUUGGCUAGAAAAAAUUUUUUUUGGCUCGGCGAAAAUUGUCGUUAGCGUUUUCUCAAGUUUUACUGCGCUCUGUUGAUCAUAUCCUAAAACAGAGAAGCUCAUUGGGCCGCGACUUUGGCAUUCUGCUAAAUUUUUAUACUUACCGGACGCAAAAUGGUCCUUUUUUGCCACUGGAUCAGGGCCCAGGGCCGUCACUGUAGGAGGCUCUCCGGUCUAAAUUUACGGUCAAUUCUUCCGCAAACCAGGGUACGGAACCGAAAUUAUUUACCGUUUUCGAAUGUGGAGGUCAAGAAUAUUCCAGUCCCAUAGCUCAACUCAUUUGCGAUUUGGACGACUUCCUUCGCCGGUUAAAAUUAAUUUCGUUUUCACAGACAGCACAUUAUUUUAUUGCGCGGUCUCGGAAUAUAUGUAGAUAGAUUCGUUCUUACUUUGCACCUUACUUUCGUCAUAACAAAGAUUGUCUGCUGUCGCUUUGAACUUCGUUUAUCGCUGCACUUGCCAAGAAAUUCGUUCUUUUAUAUUCGUUCUUGCCACGGCAGAUAUGUGAAGUGAACGAAGUUAAUGCCAACUAAAAUAGGCAGAUCUGUGUAAAUGCUCCUUUGCCCUUCGACAAAGCUUGCUUCAAUAUUCGUACAGUAAAUCGGUUUGGUACUUUAUUUACUCUCUUUUUUUAGGGGGUAAGAAAGAAUUAGACGUCUUAGUCAUUUACCGAACGUAAGAAAAAGGAUUGUAGUUUUAUAAUCUCAGAGAAGGGUGAUUAAGAGUGUUGCCAACCCUCGGAUAAGUACAUCCCAUUUGUUAUUGAGUAAGUACGUUAUAUUUAUUAUUACGCGGACAAAAUUCGUACAUAUUGGUGGCGAGAGCGUAGGUGACAUGAGCAAAGUGUAUCGCGUUGUUGCAAAUCUAUGAGGUAGAGUGUAAGUACGUAUUCGAUGAAACUCAUUUUUUCGAACUCAAGGAUUAACGAUUUUUUCGAUUCUUUUGUCCUAGAAUUUCGCCUCCGAUGACAAAUCAUCGGAUACGCCGUAACCGUAUUCGUACUUGUGGAAGUCCUUUGAAUCUUCCAUUUCUAAAUUUUGGUCUCGCAAGAUCCUGUUGAAAAACAGUGUGAAGAUCACACACAAAAAAUCCAUAUCCGAAUUUUUUAGCUAAAUCUUUCUCCAAAAUUCUAGUCUUUGUCGAAAACCAACAAGUGCUAACCCUGGUCAGGAAGAAAUGCCGCUCUAAUUUUACGCAAAUCCUUGUCCAGAUCUUCCAUUGCGCCCAUCCCUUGUUAGCAUCGUGUUUACUUACAAUGACUAUAAUUGUCCGGUUAAGCUGUGUGGCCUAAACAAAAAACAGAACGUGUUUGGGUACCAUGUCAUCGAUAAUCACUGUACCUAUUACAUAAUAUUUAUUUCCAACUCAUUUUCUGUAGAAUCUAUAAAAAAUGAGCUGGAUUUCUACGCAGGGACCUGUAAAUCUUUUCGUUUGUCGUUGAGCUUCCAUCUACCGCUGACGCGCAGAUUAGUUGCUUAGGCUCCGCCCCCGCACGAAAUGAAUCGGCACAUAAAGGAAUACUGCUGAAAAGGUCAUCAUUAGCAAUUAAUUUUGUUUAAAAGUGAAGUAGAACGGGUUAACAUUACAGGGGAAGUACCUUAGCUUAGAAUAUAUCAAUUACUUAUAAUCUUAGCUCGCGCUUUGCACACUCAGCCGAGAUAUUACUAUACAUAAACGUUCUUUGCCGUCGAGAGUACGAAAAACAUGGAGGGCAGUGAACAAGAAAAAUACCUUUUGGUGAUUGUCAGUUUUGUGCGGAAAAAAUUGAUUUUUUUUGGUAAAGUUCCACUCAGAUGCAGAAAUAAUCAUGAAACUUUUUAUGCCAAGAUUUACAAAAAAGUUUUACAUUCUUGCCAACUUUCGAUCAAAAAAUCUCGGUCGUUUCUGUAAAGUGUAGAGUAUAAGUCUCGUAUAUGCCCUAAAAAUUAAUCUCAAUAUGUAUCAUGUUUUUUAAAAAUCUGAGCGUCGCUUGAGGCACUUCUGCUUGUAACCAAAUUUGACUGAUUGUUUUGCACUCUAAGCGGUCAUCUUAUGCGACUGUUCUCUGAUAUGUUUACGAUCUUUCAUCAAUACAACCCACCGUAUUUUUAAUUGUAUUAUAUAACAGAACAACGAAAAAGGCCAAAAAGAUUUCGGCAUCAUUUUGAAGAAAUGUGCGGUUCAUUGUUCUAUUUUGAAAGCUCUUAGACGGCGAUGUAAAUUCCCGCGGCUAAAGGUUUUUCAUGCCGAGUUUUGAGCUUUUUUAUGCUGCUUGAAGUGAGAAAUUCGAAGAAAAUUUUUGUACGUUACACUUGUCCUCUGUUGCUUUUUUUCCAUUCAAACACCAAACUAGAAAAUAAACUGUACUUUAAUCUGCAAAAGGCUCGCUAAGGUUGUGACAUUGACCAUUACAACGGGCCUAAUGAGACUUCGUUUGUGCAGACAGUGUCACUCUGGCACUAGUACUUUUCGAAUGAACCGCAGUUAGGAUCUACGAUACUUUUCGACGCCUCGAUUUGUUGAAGCGUGGGAGGCUUUAGGAAAGGGUUUAGUUAAUCGAAAGAUAAUAGGAUUGGUCAGGUUCUAGGAUAGCUUUUCACCCAUUUUAAUGCGUUUUACAUGUUUUUCUGCAAUAACAAACAGGUGAAACUUACGGAUUUUUGUUUGAAAAUGAAUUUUUGAAAUAGCUAAAAUUUAAAAAAUGGUCGCGUUGAAAGAUUUGCCAAGUCUCCGCCAAGCCUUCAUCGAGCUUCCAACGUCUUCGCCAGGCCUCGUAGGCAUCUCUUGUACCCUGUUUUUUGGGUCUCCGCCUGUCCUCCACCUCGUGUCGAUCGAUUUAGUGUUAAUUUGAAUUGCCGUCGACCCCUAAAAGUUUUUAUAAUUAAUAAUCUUUUUUAGUAUUUGACCAUUUUUCAGCCAUAAUGAACACUUUCUUCUUCUGCCUUUGGAUCUCCGACAAUCUUGGCUCCGGUCUUGGCCUCAUAUUGAAUUUUCUCUUAUUGUUGGCGAUUGUAAAGACAACUACUGAGAAGACAAGGCCAUACUCUUACUUGUUCUUGACGUCGGCUCUCUUCGACAUUUUCUUCAGCAUCGUGGAGUUCAUUACCCAACAUGUACGUCGCUAUGAAGGCAUUGGAGGUUUAACAAAACCUUUCCACAUUGGUUUUCUAUUUGUUCGUUAGAUCUACUUUAUUUUCCCAAUAGGCCGAUACUUGUCCGUCUGGAAAGUCGCCAGGCUAAAAUCGAUGAUAAUGUUUUCUGUUUUCAGCAACUUCUCAUCAAAAAUGGGAUGUUUCUGGUUAUGCCUCAUGGUGUGGAGGCCUUCCUCGGGCCUUGGUCUUACCCAACCUUCAUGGCUCCUCAUUCCCUCGUCGUCCUUCACGGCAUCCUCAUCUUGCCGGCUCUUUGUCAUUACCGAUAUCUACUUGUUACGUCGUAAGUCUUGCCACUUCUCUUAUUUUUAAACAUAUAUAGUAUGUACGUAUUACCUUUACACUUUUAUCUAUUUUCAGCGGGAGUACGAUAAAUCCCAUGCUCAUUGUGAGAAAUGUCGCGAUUUCGGCGCUCACCGGGCUGUUGCUGGGGAUGAGCUUGGGAUACGGUGUGUAUCAGGCCAGCUUCCGAGGCUAUGAUUACUAUUUUCAAUUCGUAACUCACGAGUGGAUCGCUGAGGAUGGAACGUCGCCGUUCAGAUAUGCAUGUGAUAUGGUGAGUGCUGAAUAUGUUAAAGCAUAA
Messenger RNA from Bursaphelenchus xylophilus (pine wood nematode), 7407 nucleotides. The record is from the annotation of a GenBank genome assembly. Lineage: Eukaryota; Metazoa; Nematoda; Chromadorea; Rhabditida; Aphelenchoididae.